AUCUGACUAACUGACUGACUGACUGUCUGUUGCAGGAGACAGUCACAUAACCACAGACAAACCCCACGUUGUGCGAUGGUUGUCACUGACAGGUGCUAGGUAGGCCUAUGUAACAACCGCGUGAUGAGUAACUCUGCCUGAGACCUGAGAGCUUGCAUUAGCUCUAGCUCAGCAGGCUAACACAGUCUUGUGGGCAAGACCCAGGUUCGAACCCCGGUCACUCACAUUGGUGCUGUAGCCCAGGUGGGUUUCUGCGAGUUCUACCAGAAGCAGUGAAAGAUGAUAUAAAGUGAAUCUACAUAACAGUUCUGAGAUAAGAAGGGCGAAAUCAAACAUGACUAAUGCGAUACGAGGUUCCAAGCCCUAACACACAGAGAAGUAUCAAAUUCAAAGGGCAUCAAAGGUCACACACCGUUAGAGGGCGGAUACUCUUGUGAAGUUCAGAGUGCACUGCCACAGAGUGCGGAUGUUUUUUCCUUAAGAGUCUGUGCAGUCAGUCGCCCUGUUAGAUGUGCAGCAGAGAGAGCGUUGCUUACAGUCAACGAGGGCCAGAUUGUUGGUCACAGUGAAGUGACAGGGAAGGAUGUUAUGAGAUGUACGCUGUCAUCGUGUGACGAGCAUGUGUUGAGUGAUGUCUAGGUAGAGCAGAGCAGUCACUGUCUCGGUCUGGUUGGCAUACAGUGUAUCGUCUCAUUUACCCUGAUUGUUGUGCACUGUAAAGGGAUACUAGGGGAGCUUCAAUUUCACCACAAAACUGAGGACUUUCAAGAUGAACGUUUACUGGAUACCCACAAUCCUCCUCUCCCUCUGCCUCUCCAGUGCUGCCAACAUGAUAAGCUCCCACAACUGUAAAGACAAGCUUAGAACGUUCCAUGUGGUCCGUGUGUCUGUCAACGGCACUGCAUCGGUCAGCUGCCCCAACCUGACAGGCAAGGACCAGGAGGAAAUGAGAUUCCACCUUUACUUGGGCUUGGUCGAGGUUGGCAACCACACUCACGACAGUGCUCACAACCACAACUCCACAGAGACCGUGAGUCCUGUUGGGGAGGGUCUGGGGCUGAGGGUGAACGAACAGGACCAUACGGUCAGUUUUGUCCUCUCUGGAAUGACCACGGAGCGCGCUGGGGUCUAUACCUGUGAGGGGCAACCCAUGUACCCACCUCCCAUUGAGAAAGUACAAGACGAGACUCAGACUGUGGUCCUGGUUGAAGCAUACCAGUGCCAGGCAGGAAAGCCUGUGGGAUGUGUAGGCUCUAGAGUGGAUGGUGUCCCUGUUUGGGCAUGGGUGCUGGGGUUCUGGAUCACCAUCAUCUAUGGCCUGGCUGUCACUGUCAUCGCCUUUGUCAUCUGGCUCAGACUGAGGAGAGUGAAGUGUUCCCAGAGCGACUACAUGAACAUCAAACCCAAAGCUCCACUCUGGGGGCCCAGGAAGAAGCAGGGGGUCCGGCAUCCAAUCCGAAUGGGACGAUACUGAUCAGUCAUCCUCAGACAAAAGCAACACGAGAGUCGAGCCUUUAUUGGCCCUUGAGGGCUGACUGGAGAAACAGACAAAGCUCUUUAUGUAAAUACAAAAGCUAGCUCUUCAAAUUAUGUGGUGUACAUCUAAUUGUUCAUCUGAUUGUGUGUAAAUAAAGAGAGUUGUCUUAGAAA
Molecule: messenger RNA, 1650 nt
Organism: Oncorhynchus mykiss (rainbow trout)
Lineage: Eukaryota; Metazoa; Chordata; Actinopteri; Salmoniformes; Salmonidae
Product: T-cell-specific surface glycoprotein CD28
Biological process (GO): regulation of T cell proliferation; T cell receptor signaling pathway
Cellular component (GO): external side of plasma membrane
Source: RefSeq, a predicted model, not a curated record